Messenger RNA from Lathyrus oleraceus (garden pea), 1101 nucleotides. RefSeq lists its product as uncharacterized. The transcript has a single exon. The record is from RefSeq and is a predicted model, not a curated record. Lineage: Eukaryota; Viridiplantae; Streptophyta; Magnoliopsida; Fabales; Fabaceae. The coding region runs from base 1 to 1101 and encodes 366 amino acids.
AUGGCGGAAAACAAAAACCUUAGGCCACUCAAAGAGUUUUCCCUAUCCUCUAAUGAAGAACCUCAUCUGAUUAUUGUCAACCCAGCUAUUACAGCUAAUAACUUUGAAUUGAAGCCUACUUUGUUACAAAUCGUGCAACAGAACCAGUUCAUUGGUCUCCCAAUAGAGAACCCAAACCAAUACCUAAAAGUCUUCAUUCAACUAGCCGACACACUUAAAUGCAAUAACGGUACUUAUGAGGCGAUACGUCUAUGUUUAUUCCCUUUCUCCCUCAAAGACAAAGCGCGAUCAUGGCUGGAUUCCCUUCCAGCCAAUUCUAUCACUACUUGGAAUGACCUGAAGAAAGUAUUCCUUGCUAGAUACUUUCCACCUGGUAAGACUAUCAUCCUACAUAACCAAAUUACCAUAUUCACUCAACAGGAAGGUGAGUCCCUUUUCGAUGCUUGGGAAAGGUACAAAGAGCUAUUAAGAGCUUGUCCAUAUCAUGCAUUAGAACAAUGGCUAAUCACACACACCUUCUAUAAUAGAAUUCUCUAUAACACGAAGAUGACUAUCGACGCUGCCGUCGAUGGUGCGCUAAUGAGCAAACCUUAUCCCGAGGCAUGCGCACUUAUUGAAGACAUGGCUCAAAACCAUUACCAAUGGGGUACAGAGCAUGUACAAGUAGAGAAGAAAGAGACUAAAGGAGGUAUAUACGAGGUUAGCAACUUCGACCAUACGAACGCCAAAAUGGACGCCCUAACCCAGGAAGUCAAAAGCUUAGUCAUAAACCCUAUAGCUACCGUAGCUGCAGUGCGACUCGGAUGCGAAAUUUGUGGAACGCCAGGAUAUGUGACUCCCGAGUGCAGUCUACUAGCUGAAACAAACCCAAACCAAGCCAAGUAUGCCCAAGUAAACCCCUAUUCAAACACUUAUAAUGUUGGAUGGAGGAAUCACCCAAACUUCUCUUACAAGAACAAUAACCCUACUUUUUCCCAAAACUCUACUCCUCAAAGACCAGCAGGUUUCCAAGCCCAAAGACCCUCACAACCGAUGCAAACUACACCUCAUAAGUCAAACCUUAAGAAGAUUAUGGAAGAUUUUAUCACGAGACAAGCUUGA